AAUGGCACUUGUGGGAUUUUCCUUCAAAACAAUGACCAUUUUCUCAUAUCAGUAUUUAACAAUUCUGGAUCUUCUCUCAUGUUUUUACUUUCCUUUGACAUCUAUCGUCUUCGUCCCCCCAAUCUUACCAAUAAAUUCCCUCACUUUUUCUCUCUCCUUUCUCUCUCUACUGACUGUAGCAUACAGAAGAGCACUCUUUUUUAGACUUCUAUCACCACAAAACACACCCUUCUCUCUCUCUCUCUCUCUCACAAAACAAGAAAAUAACGCUACCCAUUUCUUGUUCUCACAGAAAAGAGACUACCCAGUACGUUUCAAUUCAAUUCUCUAAAGAGAAAGAGAAUAAUAGAAACUUUUAAGUAAUAUCUUCAAUGGCUGAUGCAGCAGCCUCAAAGCAGCAGCACCUCUCAAUCCAUGGAGGAAAUGUUAUAUCAGAUUUGAAGAGUUUAUUUUCUAUUGUUAAGACUAGGAGAACAGUUGCUUUUGCUUAUGGGUUUAUGUUUGCUUUUGUUGCUUUUACUGUUUUUUUAGCUUUCAAUCCUUCUCCAAAUACAUCCGCUCCUUGGUUCACUAAUAUCUUCACUACUAGCACUAGUACUUCUUCUUCUGAUUCUUAUAGAUCCAUUUUCUCUUACUUGUUGCCUAACAGCACUACAUCUGCCACACAACAAAACAAUACCAGAUCUAAAGACCCAUCUACUGUACAAAAUCAAACUCAAAUUGCAGCUGAUUCUGUUAAACCUGCUGUUUUGCAUGCAAAUCAGUCUACAAAUGCUUCAACCGUAAAUACAGUACCACUAGGCUCAAGUAAUCUUACCCAAAAUACAGGGAAUUUAAGUAAAGAUCAAGCCUUGAAGCCAAAUCACACAUCAAUUCAAGCACCCAUUAGUCCUGUUACAGCAAAUCAGAAUGCAAAUUCAUCUCCAAACUCUGCUCCGCCGUCACCGACAAACCAGAAAGCAAAUUCGUCUACAAAUUCUGUUUCACCGACACCAACAAAUCAAGGUGUAAAUACAUCUAUAAACUCUGUCUCUUCGGGGAAAGGAGAUUUCGGGAAGCAAGAAGGAAGAGUAGCAGCGAAGGAGGCAUCAAAUUACACAGCUUCACUGUCAAAGAAACAGAGCAGUGGAAUGGAUGAUUUGGUUAAGAGCAUGUUGAGUUGUGAUUUGUUUGAUGGAGAAUGGGUGAAGGAUGAUUCAUAUCCACUGUACAAGCCUGGUUCUUGUUCACUGAUUGAUGAGCAGUUUAAUUGUAUUCUUAAUGGUAGACCUGAUAAAGAUUACCAGAAGUAUAAAUGGAAGCCUAAGGGCUGCACUAUACCAAGGUUAAAUCCUGCCAAUAUGUUGGAUAUGUUGAAAGGAAAGCGACUUGUUUUUGUGGGUGAUUCCCUCAAUAGGAAUAUGUGGGAAUCUCUAGUUUGUAUGCUAAAGGGUUCAGUGAAAGAUAAGAGUAAGGUUUUUGAAGCCAAUGGAAGACAUCAUUUUAGAGGGGAAGCUUCAUACUCUUUCAUAUUCAAAGAUUAUAACUUCACCGUAGAGUUCUUUGUAUCUCCAUUCUUAGUUCAAGAAUGGGAAGUGGCUGAUAAAAAUGGAAAGAAAAAGGAGACUCUUCGGCUUGAUUUAGUAGGGAGUUUGUCCGAUCAAUAUAAAGGUGCAGAUAUCAUCGUCUUCAACACAGGACACUGGUGGACUCAUGAGAAAACUUCUAAAGGGAAAUCUUAUUACCAAGAAGGGACUCAUGUAUAUGAUGAACUGAAUGUUCUUGAGGCAUUUCGAAAAGCCUUAACUACUUGGGCCAGGUGGGUUGAUUCCCAUGUAAACCCAGCGAAGUCUCUGGUCUUCUUCAGAGGAUAUUCUGCUUCCCAUUUCAGUGGUGGGCAAUGGAAUUCUGGUGGGGCGUGUGAUAAUGAAGUUGAGCCGAUCCAGAACUCCACAUAUCUACAGGAGUAUCCGUCCAAGAUGGUGGUGCUGGAGAAGGUGCUUAGAGGCAUGAAGACCCAUGUCACGUACCUAAAUGUCACCCAGAUGACAGAUUACCGGAAAGAUGGUCAUCCUUCAAUUUAUAGGAAGCAGAACGUUCCAGCUGAGGAAAGAAAAUCACCGCUACGAUACCAAGACUGCAGCCACUGGUGUCUUCCGGGCGUGCCGGAUGCCUGGAAUGAAAUUCUUUACGCCGAGCUCUUAAUAAAUGAGUACCAAAAGCGACAAGUGCAGAAAAGACACAGGUAAAUAUGAGGCCAUGCCAAAUUUUAGAUGGUGCAGGUGAAAUAUUAAAGCUGAAAUCAAACGUGAAUAGGCAUUAGAUUCUAUUUUUUUUUUUCUUCUAUCUUUCAAUUUUGGGUUACUAUAGAAAAAAACAAACAACACGGGGAAGAUCCAAGAAAUAGUGCCUCUCUAAACUCUAUCUAGAGCAGCAACAAGAAAGAUGAAUAUCUGUGUUAUAGUAAUAAUGACAUCUUAUUUAUUAUCACAUCUACGGAAGAAGAAAAGAAAAGAUUAAAAAAGAAGAAGAAUAAGAGUGGAGCCUUUCCCUCUGCCUCUCUCUCUGUGUUUCUUUAUAUAUUCUUUGAGCCUCAAAUUAUGGCUUUUUGAGUAAUGUAAAUCCAUAAUUGUUUAGUUUGUUUCUUGAAUAAAAAAAGGAAGAAAGUGGGCUGUAAUUAUUUGUUCU
Messenger RNA from Ricinus communis (castor bean), 2667 nucleotides. RefSeq names its product protein trichome birefringence. Gene Ontology annotation, molecular function: O-acetyltransferase activity. The record is from RefSeq and is a predicted model, not a curated record. The coding region runs from base 372 to 2228 and encodes 618 amino acids. NCBI's taxonomy places the organism in Eukaryota, Viridiplantae, Streptophyta, Magnoliopsida, Malpighiales, Euphorbiaceae. The transcript has 5 exons. Gene Ontology annotation, cellular component: Golgi apparatus.